GUUACAACGAGUAAUUAGUACUACUGAAUUUUUGAAGAUUGAGUUUGAUGUAAAAUGGCUACUUCUCGAAGAUUGCAUUCUACCACGUUCUUGGUAAUUUUCGUGGUAUGGUCGAGCGUAUUGGAAAGUUGGGGACAGCACUGUGGGAAAACAGCAUAUGGAAGUAAGAGAACUGAUUAAUUGAUAAGCUUGCUGUAAGCGAGCGAGAUUCUAAAAAUGCACGCUUUUCUUUUUUUCUGUAUUUUUUUCGUGUGACCGACGCAAAUGGUAGGCUAUAUACUCCGAGACAUUUCUAGCGGAGACUGUGGAGGCUGGGGAUAAGAAUCGUCACGUCUUUCAUUGUAUGCAACUGAGCCUAGUGAUGAACAUGUGGUUUAUUUUCGGCGAUGACUGAAAUCUAAGCAUUGAGUUGACCACGUUUGCGUUUGUGUUCGCUGUUUGGCAAAGAUGUAAUAAUGUAACUUUCUCCAUUUUCACGUUGUAGUCGUGCAACGACGGCAAGAAAUCGUGAUGCACGUUAAAAGUUGCUGUUUAAGUUCUCUAUUGGUGCAAUUACUGGAUAUCUACGGUUAGGUAGAUUCACUUUGUUGUAUGUAUAUACGCUGUGGCUAUAUACUCGGCAGCCGAGAAGGGUCAUAUAAAAAUCUGAAUACCCAGCAGUCAGAGAAUUUUUUGGAAUUUUUGCAAAAUCCUUUUUACUAAUUGUUUGAGAAUAGUAUUCUAUCUUCAUUUAGAAUAACUAAGCGAUCAGGUAAACAAAACUGGCUUCGCAGCUGAGCGUUUGUGAUUCGUUGGGUAUAGAGCGGAGUCUAAAAGCGGAGCUGGAAAGUUAAAAAGUUUCCUCUUCAGCAACAGAAUACAUGCAUACUAGCUUCGAUCAGUUUCCCAAAAAAAAAACGGAGAGAGAGUGCUUUGAUUUUGAAACUAAAUAUUUCGCAACCUCCACCAGCGCCUUCAGUUAGACUCUCGACACAGCUUGAUAUACUGGUGGUGCUGCUGAAUCUUGGGAAAAGUUUCCUCUAAUUAUGGGAAAUUUACGCGAAUUCUCAUCAAAAUAUUCUAUCCUGGUUUAGAAUUGGUGGGUGACGAGAAACAUCCCCCCUUUGAGUGUUACUUCACUGAAGUGAUCCCCCUAAUAACAUUUGAUGACUUUCCCGAUCCCCCGACCCAAUGUCUUCAUUUUCCAAGCAAAUUUGAGCGGUUUCUCCUCUGCCUUGAUCCUUCCAAAAUUUUCAGUGAUCUCCCCUUUUGGGUUCUCGGUUACGACUGAUCCCCCCUUUUGUUAUCCUAAAAAUCAAGUGAUUCCCCCCCAUAAUCUCCCCCCCCCCAGGCGAUAAAUAAUGACCGGUCCCUAGGAACCAAUGAGAUUAUAUUUUGGCAUCUAAACAUGGCAUUGCUAAAAAGGGCAGAUUCUUGGAUAGCGGUUACACUGAAGGUGAUUCAUCUACGAUCUCACUGGCAAUAGCCUUCUGCUAUCGACGAUCUCCUCAUUCACGUCAGCUCAACUUCAGACUGCUUUUUUUUUUCUCUUUUUUCUUUUCGGCAUUAUAUAUACGACUUCUUGCCAUGAAGAUCGUUGGUUCACCGCUCGCGUGUAUGUGUAACGCUUCCCACACCAUUAACUCGGAAAAGAAAACUAAAUAUAACACUCCCGUAGUCUAUUAUCUAAUCAAAGUUCCUGUAGCUACAAUUGUAGACAAAGUAUUGGAAAAGUUCCAAACCACUUCUUCACCCGAAUCGGCACUGACUUAAGGAUGGUAAAAUUUCACCUUUUGCCGUUCGCACCGCUUCCUUGAUUCAUCCUAUUGUUGAUUUGUUGGCUUGAUCUUGCGGUGUGGGGGUGGCUGGAGACGACAUAAAAAAAUAAUUCAAGAAAUUGUAUUAUUAUUGAUAAGAAUUGUCCUAUUAAAUACCUUUUUCUUUUAACUAUAUGUAAGACGCCCCACAAGUGGACUUCUUUGCCACUGUUCAUGGUGACAGUUCGCUUUCAGAAAAUCCACAACGUUUUUACAACGAUAUUCUGGUGCAAAAGGGCUCCAAUGUUACCCUGACAUGUACUGCAAAGGGGCCGAAAGAGCCAUCUGUGUGGGCAAGCUCCCACUACUACUAUCCGUAUGAAAUGAACUGGUUUGUCAACUCAAAUUAUCAGGAGAUGCCUAUCUGCACUUACGAAAAACCCAGCCCGAGUAAAACCUGUAUUCUGAAUUUGGGUAAAGUACAGCCAGAUGACAGUGGGAGUUAUUUUUGCCAGGCAGUUAACCGAGGGGGAUGUACUUAUAAGGAACUGAAUCUUAUUGUCACUGGUGGUUACAGCACUACCACUGGCUCAAGUAAGUAACGAAAUUCAGAGCCAAAUCUUUCAAUCCUUCUUUAUUUCACACUAUAUAAGGCAUUUACACAAGUGUACGUAGGUAGGAGAACGAUGUAGCUGUAAAUAUAUUGGAACUGACAAUAAUUUGUAUGCAAGUUAAGCGAUGUCACUUCCCUGGUUUCACCGCAAAAAACGCUGGUGGCCCUGUGGUUUUCAAUGAACAAAAACAAAAACAGAAAAAGAACCACAGAGACUACAGAGACCUCAAUAUCGUACUAGGAUGGCCAUGUGAAUGUCACUUGAAUAGGUUAUUUAAAUAGUGGAAGGGUUUGAUGUCCAAAUUUUCACUACUCAGGUGUGACUAAUGUAUACGCGCAAAUAAAGUGAAACAAACACAUAGCAUGAGUCGAUAAAAAAAACAAAACAAAAAAACAAUGCUGUCGUCUAAUUGCACUGUAUAUGUAGCCCCCAUACAUGUUCUUAAGAUUCAAAUUAUCAUCAGGGGUUAUAACCUGUUACACAUAGUUCCAAAAGUUACAGUGGAAUAAAAGAAUUAAACGGGACGUUACAUGAUGGACUUAGUAGCCGUUACAUAGGGGUUAUUAGCUGUACUGACGUAUUGUAAAUUAAUAUUUAGUGUAAUUCGCUGUUCCUAAAUCACCUCAUCUAUGGUUUACAGCGACAGAUGUGAGUUUUCCUGUGGCCACUAAGGAAAGUUUUUGUGGUUUGUGACAACCCUAUGACAUAUUUUUUUUCUCUCCAUCAUUUGGUUUAGAACAAACCUCCAAAACACCACAUUACGAAACAACCCUGGUGCCAGCAACAUCUGAGGCCCCAGCAACACAUGUGGUCUCACCAACUUCUGUGCACGACCAUACAACAACGGUUUCCUCAGUAACACCCAUAGUGCAAGCAACACGUGUUUUCCCAUCAACACCUGAGGAUGUCCAAGCAAGAAUAGUUUCCCCAGUAACACCCGAGGCACAAGCAACAAGUGAGAUUCAAUCAACAUCUGUGCAGGUCUCAGCAACAUCAGUUUCAUCAGUAACACCAGAGGUGCAAACAUCAGCUGUAAUCCUCUGCAAAAAUAAAGGUAAAUAUAAACAGUGGCGUUUGUUCUAUAGAUUAGUAAACCAGCUUUCUAAGGAAAGUCGUUGAUAGUAGUCUGUAGAAUACGAAAUACCUGCCGUAGAGUCGUAGCCAAAAGUUACCAGCACCGUACAAACGACUUAUUGACGAGAUCAAGCAAAAUCACGAGAGAACGACUGGAGAACUGACAAGUUGACUAACAAUAUGCGACUGUUUAAAUGUGACAAUAGACAGAUCGAAACGCACCAAUUACUGAUUACGAGUUUUCAUAGACAAUAACAUCACGGCGUAACUGACAGACAACCAAUAACAUCGCGACGUAAUUGACCAAUCAGAUCAAUAACCAGAGUAUAAUACUAUCAACUGACGUGCUCCAACUCACUUUGACUCUGAAGAUGACUACCGCAAAGUCAAUGUCAACAACAGCAGUCCUACUGGUCCUAUUCAGGACUACGUUCACCCGGAGGAUCAAACUCAACCUACUUUUGAGUCGUUAGUAUGUUUAUUCAUAGAUUAACAGUUCUUGCGAGUUUCCAAAAUUAGAUAUUUGACAUGUUUUAACCAUGAAGUGCUUUACUCUGAUUAAACAUCCACUUUGAAUAGACGCUAAAUGACCAUAUGCUUAUACUUUAAACUCGAGACGGUAUGUCGGCUCAAGCUUCCGAUACGGCUGAAACGACUGUGUUUUGAAUUUAAUCGACUUCCCCUUUACUCAAGCCCCUUCCAAAAUGUUCAACCAUGGAUAGCACGGACACUCCAUGUAAAAUCAGGUAAAUCGUUUCGUUUUUGUUGUGAUGGUAUCUGCCAUCUCUAAACUGUUAAUGGGGUUCCAUUUGGUUGCCGUAAAAUUCAGAAAAUAAGCCCUCCAAAUAUAAGCCCCCAAACUCGUAACGCAAAAACCCUCUGUUAAAUCGCCCCUCUAAAUAGAAGCCCCCCCUCGCCCAGGGGCUUGUACUUGAAAAUUGCCCUCAAAUACAAAGUAAAACAAAGCAAAAACGGUAAAUUUCCUUCCAACUAUAAGGUAAGCCCAAUCAAUUUUAAAACGCAAAUUUCCCUCCACAGAUAAGCCCCUCCGAAUACAUGUGUAUAAGCCCCUCCAAAAAUAAGCCCCUCAAAAAAGGUCUUUGAAAAAUAUAAGUCCCGGGGCUUAUUUUGGGAAUUUUACGAUAUGUCAUUAUAACAACUUAAUCAACAAUUGGCUCUUUAGCUAACUUAAGUUUUACCCAGUAUAUUUUCUUUUCUUUUAAGACAAUGGUUCAAAGCAUCAAGAAAAGGAGAUCGUGACUGGAGUCAAAGCAAACUAGUAGAUACGGUACACCACGAAGAAAACAUAAUAAAUUAAUGCAAAGAAUUAAAUAAAUAUUAAUUUGCCUCAAGAGCCAUUAUGGCUCUUGUUUGAUUUGUAUAUUUUGGUCGAUGAUCGAUAAGACCGAAACAAAACUAAUAAAUUACUGUCGAACCUAUACCAAUUAACGACCAUCUUUCAACAACGGCCACAUUGUCUGUUUACAGUCCCGUAAGAUCGUCAAGAUCGGGUGCUUACUCAAACGGGUGGCCAUAUUUGUUUCAAAUGUAUGCAUCCCGAGGGGUUGGGCUGGUAGAUUUGAUACUCUUCCCCAGGUUACACUUGUUACAUUUAAAACCGUCUGACCAGCGUUUACAGUAAGGGGCUGCCUUCGUAGAGGGAGGAAGAUCCUAGAAGGCGAGACAUCUUUUCGUUCGGUUUACAUGAUGAUUUUUCAGUCCAUGUGGUUACCAAAAAAGUGAAGGAAUUAAAGAUGGCGAGUGACAAUAACCAACAUGCAAUUUAAUAUUUGGGCUCUUCUGCUCUCUUUC
Messenger RNA from Porites lobata, 5236 nucleotides. Lineage: Eukaryota; Metazoa; Cnidaria; Anthozoa; Scleractinia; Poritidae. The record is from the annotation of a GenBank genome assembly.